Messenger RNA from Diceros bicornis minor, 936 nucleotides. Its product is annotated as olfactory receptor 6M1. The record is from RefSeq and is a predicted model, not a curated record. Gene Ontology annotation, cellular component: membrane. Lineage: Eukaryota; Metazoa; Chordata; Mammalia; Perissodactyla; Rhinocerotidae. The coding region runs from base 1 to 936 and encodes 311 amino acids. Gene Ontology annotation, biological process: G protein-coupled receptor signaling pathway. The transcript has a single exon. Gene Ontology annotation, molecular function: G protein-coupled receptor activity; olfactory receptor activity.
AUGGCCGGGGGAAAUUGGAGUACAGUGGCUGAGUUCACCCUGACUGCCUUCCCCGCUUUCCUGGAGCUCCGAAUAUUCCUCUUUGUGGUUCUCUUGUUCACUUACGCAUUAACAGCAACAGGAAACAUUAUCAUCAUCUCCCUAAUAUGGACUGAUAAUCGCCUGCAAACUCCAAUGUACUUUUUCCUCAGUAAUUUGUCCUUUCUGGAUAUUUUAUACACCACUGUUGUUACCCCAAAGUUGCUAGCCUGCCUCCUAGGAGAGAAGAAAGACAUGUCCUUUGCUGGCUGCAUUACUCAAACAUAUUUCUACUUCUUUCUGGGGACAGUGGAGUUUAUCCUCCUGGCAGUGAUGUCCUUUGACCGCUACGUGGCCAUCUGUUACCCCCUGCGCUACACCGUCGUCAUGAACAGCAGGGUCAGCCUCCUGCUGGUUCUGGGCUGCUGGGUGGGAGUCUUUCUGUCUGUGUUGGUACCAACCAUUGUAGUGACAAGGCUACCUUACUGUAGCAAAGAAAUCAAUCACUUUUUCUGUGACAUUGCUCCUCUUCUACAGGUGGCCUGUGUAGAUACUCACCUCAUUGAGAAGAUGAACUUUCUCCUAUCUGCCCUGGUCAUCCUGAGCUCCCUGGCAUUCACUACCGGCUCCUACACCUACAUCAUUUCUACCAUCCUACGCAUCCCCUCAGCCCAAGGCCGUCAAAAAGCUUUUUCUACCUGUGCUUCUCACAUCACUGUUGUCUCCAUUGCUUAUGGGAGCAACAUCUUUGUGUAUGUUAGACCCAAUCAGAACUAUUCACUGGAUUUUGACAAGAUAGCUGCUAUCCUCAUUACAGUAGUGACCCCUCUUCUGAACCCUUUUAAUUACAGCUUGAGGAAUGAAAAGAUGAAAGAAGUGUUGAGAGAGGCAGUGGACAGAAUCAUGUCCUGGUACUAA